This is a messenger RNA of Apis cerana (Asiatic honeybee), 4095 nucleotides long. It is a transcript of the gene pnut, whose product is annotated as septin 7-like protein pnut. Gene Ontology annotation, molecular function: GTP binding. The record is from RefSeq and is a predicted model, not a curated record. NCBI's taxonomy places the organism in Eukaryota, Metazoa, Arthropoda, Insecta, Hymenoptera, Apidae.
AUUUACCCCCACUUUUAGUAGUAGCUGCGUCAGGCGUGGUCGUUCGUUAGGGACCGCAGUAUAUCCGAGUCGGGCGAGUCGUAUGAAUCGGUCUGUGCUAUCGCUUGUCAACUAUUGUUGGCAAGACUGUGUGCAUAUACGCGCGCGUGAGUUAGUGUUAGUGUAUGUGCUUGGCAGAGAGGUCGUUUAACUUUUUCUCCCCCACUGUUGUUUUUUUUCUUACUUGAGAAUCGGUGGAACGAAGAAUAACGUCACUUAAAUCUUUUUUUCGGAAAAAAAGAAAAGGAGAACUAGUCGAUAAUGAAACAAUGCAUAGAAAAGUGAGAGUGAACGUGGCCACGUUCGGCCGGUUUGCCGACAGCGUGAAUCACCAGCAACACCGGCGUUCAUGAGCCCACGCAGUGCUAACCGAUGCACGAUUUCUCUCUUUCUCUUCUUUCUUUUACUCUUUUUCUUACUAUUCUCUUUCGCUCUUUAUUCUGUAUUACAUACUUCGCACUCCCCUCUAUACGAAAGUGUUAUUUCACACGCGUACGCAAAUUUUUUGUUCAAGUGUGACAGAUAUAAUACACAAAAUCAUAAUAACAAAAAGAAAAAGGGAAAAAAUAUGACAUAACUCUCCAUUAUCAAUUUGCUUGAACGAUAAAAAGGACCAAACUAAAUAUAUUGGGAAUUGUUUCUCAAUAAAGGGGAGAAAGAGAGAAUUGUGUUGAACAUAGAUCACGUGAGAACGUGGAAAUGUCGACCGAAAAUCAAAACGGUUCCGCUGGUACACAAAGCAACGGAAUAAAAACCACAAUUGGUUGGUCGUCGUCCACAAGGACUGUCUCGAACAAUUCAUCGUUUUUACAUACUAGCAACUCGAUGUUGAACCGUGACAAGCCGCGUCAAGUGCCACCACCAACUUUACCGAAAUACACGUCGAGUUUUAAUGCCGGUUGGAAUGGCAGCGGCACAACCGAACGAUUAAGCAGAGAUCGCGAAGUCGGAGGUAGUUACAGGCUGGCAAGCCUUGACAGACUUGCCCUCAGGCAGAGGAUAUUGGACGGGGAAAAAACGAAUGGUGACACCACGUCGAUACAGGCGAAGCGUGAGCUAUUCUUCAAAGGCGAUAACGCCGGAAUAAUAUCGUCUCCAUCUGUGCCAUCGGUCCCGCCUCCACAACCUCCGUCGCAGGCCCCGACGUCGAUGAGCACAUCGUCGACGAGCACGUCGUCGACGACGACCACGACAACCACAACACUUGCUUCGCCUAACACAGCACCGCCAACCUCUUCGACCGUGUACACAAGCGUCACAUCGUCGGCGCCUACCUCGAAGCCACGAUUACCUCCGUCCACGGUGAUCCUAAAUCAAAACGAUGCAUCAGAGGACAGUAAUAAACGGGAGUCGAAUCGAAAUAGCGAGAACAAGGAGACUGCUGUCCUUCAUCAUCCGCGACCAACGCCGCCGACUAAGCCCAAAGAACUCGAUGGUUAUGUGGGAUUCGCAAAUCUACCCAACCAAGUUUAUAGAAAGGCUGUUAAGAAAGGAUUCGAUUUUACUCUGAUGGUCGUCGGUGAAUCAGGACUAGGAAAAUCAACCUUGAUCAAUUCAAUGUUCCUCGCCGAUAUAUAUAGUGCCGAAUAUCCUGGCCCUAGCCUUAGAGUUAAAAAAACUGUAGCCGUAGAGACUAGUAAAGUAUUGUUAAAAGAGAAUGGUGUGAAUCUUACUCUGACUGUUGUUGAUACACCUGGAUUUGGUGAUGCAGUCGAUAACAGCAAUUGUUGGGUACCAGUAAUCGAAUAUAUUGAAUCCAAAUACGAGGAGUUCCUGAAUGCCGAGUCUCGUGUUGUGAGACGACAGAUUCCAGACAGUCGAGUACACUGUUGUCUCUACUUCGUCGCUCCUUCAGGGCAUGGCUUAAAGCCAUUGGAUGUAGAGUUCAUGCAACGUCUUCACGACAAAGUUAACAUUAUACCUGUCAUCGCGAAGGCGGAUACCAUGACGCCAGAUGAAUGUGCUCAUUUUAAGAAACAGAUUUUAAAUGAAAUAGCACAACAUAAGAUAAAAAUCUACGAAUUCCCAGAGGUAGAAGAAGAAGAGGAAAGUAAAUUGCAUAAAGUUCUUAGAGAAAGAGUACCGUUUGCUGUAGUGGGUGCAAAUACCGUAGUCGAACAUGACGGUAGAAAAGUUCGUGGAAGGAAGUAUCCUUGGGGAAUCGCAGAAGUGGAAAAUUUGGAGCAUUGUGACUUCAUAGCAUUACGAAAUAUGGUUAUUAGAACACACUUACAAGAUCUAAAAGAUGUUACAAAUAACGUACAUUAUGAAAAUUUUCGAUGUCGCACGUUAGCGGGUGUUGGAGUGGAUGGGAAACCAACAAAAGUUUCGAAUAAUUUGUGCCCUCCAGGAGUGAUGAACAGUUUCAUGACAGUAUGGAAUCCACUAGCUCAAUUAGAAGAAGAAAAAAGAGAACAUGAUAAUAAAAUGAAAAAAAUGGAAAUUGAUAUGGAACAAGUAUUUGAAAUGAAAGUUAGAGAAAAGAAACAAAAACUUAAAGAUUCAGAAGCAGAUUUACAAAGAAGGCACGAACAAAUGCGACGUUCUUUGGAGCAACAAGUACGUGAAUUAGAAGAAAAGAGACGAGCAUUUGAGGCUGAAAAGUUAGCAUGGGAACAACAAACUGGUCACAGUAUUGAAGAAUUGCGUAGGCGCAGCCUAGAAGCAAAUUCAAAAGAGGCUGUCGAUGGUAAGGAUAAGAAGAAUAAGAAGAAAGGACUCUUUUAAGUCAACUUCAGAAAAACAACAUGAAGAGAAUUUUUUCUUAAAAUAAUCGACAGCAAUUUUUCUUAAAAAAAUAUCAUAUCAAUAAUAUGAUAUCUUUAAGAAAAAUUGAACAAAUUAAUAACAAAUAUUUCAUUUAAAAGAAUGUAUUGAUAAUAUUUUCUGGCUAUUCUAUAUCUGGCUUUUGGAAAUUCUUAUUUGAUUAUUAUUAUUAGAUAUUAAUGUACAUGAUUCAUCAAAGAUAUAUUUUAUGAUUUCUUACACAUUAAUAUAAUGUCGUUUUUCUCUCAAAAACAUUAAAGAUAAAAUAUAAUUCGAGAGAUUUGUUAAUGAAUUAAAAAACAAAAAAGAAUAUGUAUUGCUUAAAUCAUAUAGUUGAUAUUUAUACUGUGUAUAUCGCUCUUCGUUUAUACAACUUCCUCGUUUUACAAGCAUAAAGAUAUUAUGCUUUCAAAAAUAAAAAUGAAAGUGUUUUUUCUAUCAUGUUCAUCUAUGCUUCGCGCUUCCUAUUAUUAAUAUUCAACAAAACUAUAUUUAGCAUAAUUCGACAUAUAUUGUACAAAAUAUAGACAUAAUCUCAAAAAAUGUAAUUUUCUUUAACAAGAGUGAUCAAAAAAAUGGCGAAAGAAAAAUAUGAGAAAUUUCUUUCGAUAUAUCUUCAUUUUUUAUCAAUCUAUUUAUGUCUUUAAUAUUUAUAUGAAUACUUUGAAUAUCGAACAAUUAGUAUUAACAUUGUUUUGUGCAUUGUUUUUGAUAUUUAUAUAUUUGAUAUAAAUGGGUAUUCUGAACUUAAUAAUUAUGUUAAUAAAAAAAUAUAACAUAAAUAUUAUGAAAUAAGAUCUUGAUAAUUCAUGAAGAUUUAAAUAUUAAAUACUAAAAUAACGAUGAUCGCUCUUGAAAACUAUAUGUAAUAUAUAUAAUUGCAUUAACAAAUUCAGUUUAUCAUGAAUUUGAUUGCAGAAUCAUUUUUAGCAAACCAUAAAAAUGUUUUUCUAGAAAAAGACAUUGUAUACUUAUCAAAUUGAAGCGUGAGAUAUAUUAUCGACCUAAUAAGCGAGAGAAGUCUCUGUGUCUAGAGCUAGUAAUAAGCUAUAUCGAUGUUUCUAUUACAUUUGAAAGUGCGUCAUAAACUAAAUUGUUAAAGAAUAGCACAUUUAUAUAAUUAUAAAAGGAUUCUUAUCCUAAAAAACAAAUUGUAUAAAUAAUUGUUUUACAUCAAUCGUAUUCUUCCUUUCAGUAUUCGCUAAAUGCGAGUAACAGCGUGCUGCUUUGUAAUGAAUUAAAUACGAAAAAACUUAAACAUAAGAAAAGAAUAAUACAGAGUAUCACUCA